UCAGCAGCAGCAUCAUCAUCAGCAGCAGCAUCAUCAGCGGCAGCGGCAGCAUCAUCAGCAGCAGCAGCAAGAGGAGGCCCCGGCCAUGUCUCCCCCGCGCGUCUGGCCACUGCUCGUGGCCCUCGCGAUCCUCCCCGGGUCACUCCCCGGGUCCCCGGCGGCUCCCUCGGGCCCCGCGUCCCCGUGGCCUCAACCUCGCCGCACCUCCUGGAGGGGGGGGCCCAACGUGGCCGCGCGGCGCCACCGAGACCAGAGGCCCCCACGCGGCCACGGGCAGCACGGGCCGAGUGGCGGGGAGGACAUGCAGGCCCUAAACCGCGCCGGGGGGCCCGGGGGCGCCGUGGGGACUGGGGGGCCCGGGGGUGUAAGGAUGGACCCUUGGAAUCAUCAUCAUCAGCAGCAGCAGCAGCAUAAUCAGCAGCAGCAUAAUCAGCAGCAGCAGCAUCAUCAGCAGAGACCUCUGAAGCUGCCCGGUGGAAUGGCCCAACAUUCUCGACAAGCGGCAUCUGGCGUGAAGGUGGCAUCGGCUGCCGCGGCUGCGCAGGUCAUGAAGAGCCCACCGGCAGGCAAAGCCUCGGAGCGGGAGCCGAGGGAGCCGGCGGCGGAGUGGCUGAGCGCGCAGCUGGGGAGCCUGGCGCGCUCCCUGCACGCGUGCGGCAGCAGCGGCGGCGGCAGCAGCGGUGGCGGCGGUGGCGGCGCGGCAGAGCGCGGGGCGGAUGCGUUGCGGUUGCGAUUCCUCGGCAGCGGCAGAGAAGUCACUUGUAACGACGGCAGCCCCGCUGGGUAUUAUAUCCGCAAGUCGGAGGGUAGCAAGCGGUGGCUGAUAUUCCUUGAAGGAGGCUGGUAUUGUCACAGCAGAGAAAGCUGCGAUGCGCGAUUCGCGUCCCUCCAUCAUCUCAUGAGCUCCGCCGAGUGGCCCCACACGCGCACAGGGAACGGGAUCCUGUCUCCGCGCCCCGAGGAGAACCCGCACUGGUGGAACGCAAACACCGUCUUCGUGCCGUACUGCUCGAGUGACGUGUGGAGCGGGAACGCGCCGCGCUCCAGUCGAGGUGGGUACGCGUUCCUGGGGGCGCGGAUCCUGCGGGAGGUGGUGGUGGAGCUGGUGAGGCACGGGAUGGGUCACGCGCGCACCAUCAUGCUGGCAGGCAGCAGCGCGGGUGGCACGGGAGUGCUGCUGCACCUGGACAGCCUGGCCGCCCAGCUCCGUGCCCUGGGGGUCCCGGCCCAGCUGAGGGGGCUCGCCGACUCGGGAUGGUUCGUGGAGCGCAGGGGGGGCGGAGCGGCCCCCGGCUGCGGAGGGGGGAUCCGGCCCGGGGCGGACUGCGGCGCGGGGGCCCCCGCUCACUCUAUGCAGCACGCCGUCCGGUUCUGGAAUGGGUCGGUUCCGGAGCGGUGCCGCUUGCAUCUCCCCCCGGGGGAGGAGUGGAAAUGCUUCUUCGGCUUCAUCACCUUCCAGACGCUCGCCACCCCGGUGUUUGUGGCUCAGUGGCUCUUCGACGAGGCCCAGCUGACUGCCGACAACGUGCAGCUGCUGGGGCCGACUCGGGGCGGCGACCAGCUGCCCUACCUGCGCGAGCUGGGACAGGAGCUGCGCGCCACACUCCACCCGCUGCCGGCGGUCUUCUCUCCCGCGUGCCUCGCUCACACGCUUAUCACGAGCAGUGGCUGGGCUGACGUUCAGGUGAAGGGGCUGACGCUACCUCGCGCCCUGCAGUGCUGGGAGCAGAGCCUCCAGCACGCGGCGUCUCGAAACGGCACCAAGCAUCAGCAGCAGCAGCAGCAGCCGGCGCCGCAGGGUGCCCUGGCGGAACGGUCACCUCCCGCCGUUGGCAGCGGCGUCUCUGGCGAGGGGGGCAGCAGCGGCGGCAGCAGUGGCGGCCGGUGGGCGGCGGCGGCGGCGGCGGCGGCACCGGCGCCUUGCGCCUUCCGCGCCGUCGACAGCUGCCCGUGGCCGCACUGCAACCCGAGUUGCCCGGCGCUGCGCGACGCGCUCACGGGCCAGGAGGUGAGCGCCAUCGCCUUCCUCACCCAGCUGGGCUUCGACGUGCGCAGCAUGGCCUCGCAGCUCGGCAUGGACCCCGACACGCUGCUCAACGUGCUCAGCGACGGCACAUAG
Molecule: messenger RNA, 2119 nt
Organism: Petromyzon marinus (sea lamprey)
Lineage: Eukaryota; Metazoa; Chordata; Hyperoartia; Petromyzontiformes; Petromyzontidae
Source: RefSeq, a predicted model, not a curated record